AUGGAUGCUCUCGCAUUGGAGGCGAAGCACGCAGGUGGCAGUGAAACUGAAAAGAAGUCUGCGCCAAGGCCGCGACCAAAACCAAAACCUCCCAAAAAGGCCAAGAGAAUAGUGUUUCUGACGGAGUGUGUCGGCCCACUGCUCAUCUACCUGAUGUUCUACUUCCGUCUGCCGUUCAUCUACGCUCCCAAGCAUGACUUCACCAGCAGCAAACACUGGGUCGUGCACUUGGCCUGCAUGUGUCAUUCCUUCCACUACAUCAAGAGAAUCCUGGAGACGCUGUUCGUCCAUCGAAUCUUCCACGGAACCAUGCCACUCCGAAACAUUUUCAAGAUCUGUUGCUAUUACUGGUGCUUUGCAGCCUGGAUGGCUUAUUACAUCAACCACCCUCUUUACACCCCACCCUAUUAUGGACAGCAGCAGGUAAACCCCGCCCUUUACAUUUUCUUGUUCUGCCAACUUGGAAAUUUUUCCAUUCAUGUUACCCUCCGUAACCUCAAACCUCCAGGUUCCAAAGUGAAGAAGAUUCCACGUCCAACCAAGAACCCCUUCACCUGGAUCUUUGCUUUGGUGUCUUGUCCAAACUAUACAUACGAGCUGGGUUCUUGGGUGGGCUUCACGGUGAUGACCCAGUGUGUCCCAGUGGCUUUCUUCACCAUCGUGGGCUUCAUCCAGAUGACAAUAUGGGCCAAAAGCAAGCACCGGAGCUACCUGAAGGAGUUCCGAGAUUACCCAACCCUGCGCUCCUCCAUACUGCCAUUUAUUUUGUAA
Lampris incognitus (smalleye Pacific opah) is the source of this 771-nucleotide messenger RNA. RefSeq names its product very-long-chain enoyl-CoA reductase-like. The coding region runs from base 1 to 771 and encodes 256 amino acids. Gene Ontology annotation, biological process: very long-chain fatty acid biosynthetic process. The record is from RefSeq and is a predicted model, not a curated record. NCBI's taxonomy places the organism in Eukaryota, Metazoa, Chordata, Actinopteri, Lampriformes, Lampridae. Gene Ontology annotation, molecular function: oxidoreductase activity, acting on the CH-CH group of donors. The transcript has 8 exons.